GAAAAUCAAGGGACCGUCCCAGCUAAGCUGAGCCUUUACUUAAGACUUGGGACUUCACAAAUCCGCCUCUCGCUGUGCAUCACCACCGACCCUCCUCCUCUCGUCCUCUGUGAAUCUUCUUCACUCUUUCUUCAAGCUCGUCCAAUUUCCUAGGUCAACCGGGACUUGGAUAGUUCAAAGCAUUGACAAUGUCUUCAUCAUAUCUCCCAGCAACUACUGAUUCGAUUGCUCAGGCUUUAGAGGCCAAAGCCCCAUCUGAAGCCAUUUCUAUUCUUUAUCGCAUUCUUGAAAACCCAUCUUCUUCUUCUGAAGCUCUACGGAUAAAGGAACAGGCUAUCACAAAUCUGACGGAUCUUCUUAGACAAGAAAAUCGGGCAGAGGAUCUUCGUAACCUUCUCACCCAGUUGAGGCCCUUCUUUAACUUGAUUCCCAAGGCGAAAACUGCAAAAAUUGUUCGUAGUAUUAUUGAUGCAGUAGCUAAAGUACCAGGCACAUCUGAUCUUCAGAUUUCCCUUUGCAAAGAAAUGGUGCAGUGGACCCGUGCUGAAAAGCGAACUUUCCUUCGACAGCGAGUGGAGGCCAGACUUGCAUCUCUUUUGAUGGAAAGCAAGGAGUAUUCAGAAGCACUAAGUCUCCUAUCAGGCUUGAUCAAGGAAGUGAGAAGGCUAGAUGACAAGCUUCUCCUUGUGGACAUAGAUUUGUUGGAGAGUAAGCUCCAUUUCUCUUUGAGAAAUCUCCCUAAAGCCAAGGCUUCACUCACUGCUGCAAGAACAGCAGCCAAUUCCAUAUAUGUGCCUCCAGCUCAGCAGGGAACUAUCGAUUUGCAGAGUGGGAUUCUUCAUGCUGAAGAAAAGGACUACAAGACUGCUUAUAGUUAUUUCUUUGAAGCAUUUGAAGCCUUCAAUGCUCUUGAAGAUCCUCGGGCUGUAUUUAGCCUCAAGUAUAUGUUGCUGUGCAAAAUCAUGGUGAGCCAGGCUGAUGAUGUGGCAGGUAUAAUUUCAUCAAAAGCAGGACUACAGUAUGUGGGGCCCGAGCUGGAUGCUAUGAAAGCAGUUGCUGAUGCUCACUCGAAGCGCUCUUUAAAGCUCUUUGAAACUGCUCUUCGGGAUUUUAAGGCUCAGCUGGAGGAAGAUCCCAUUGUCCACAGGCACCUUUCUUCCCUGUAUGACACUCUGUUGGAACAGAAUCUCUGCAGGUUGAUUGAGCCUUUCUCAAGGGUGGAGAUUGCUCAUAUCGCAGAACUCAUUGAACUGCCAAUCGAUCAUGUGGAAAAGAAACUGUCUCAGAUGAUUCUGGACAAGAAGUUUGCAGGGACUUUAGAUCAGGGUGCUGGAUGCCUCAUCAUUUUCGACGAUCCCAAGACGGAUGCAAUCUACCCUGCAACGUUGGAAACCAUAUCUAACAUCGGCAAGGUUGUGGACAGCCUCUACGUGAGGUCUGCGAAGAUAAUGGCAUGAGGUUGUAGGUUCAAGGAGGCAGUUUACUGCCUUCACUUCAUUUCUUUUGGUUCUAUUCUGAGUCGACACUGUAAUGCCAGCAGUAAUCCUUUCAUUUUAUGGUUUUAGACUAAAUUGUACUGUGAGUUUGGUAGGUUCUACCAUUUGGAGAAUUUUCAUUUUACACAAAGGAACUUGUAUUGAGCCUACUCAGGUUGCUUGGAUUUUACUUUAGAGGUUAACUUUGUUUAGGAAA
Molecule: messenger RNA, 1692 nt
Organism: Prunus avium (sweet cherry)
Lineage: Eukaryota; Viridiplantae; Streptophyta; Magnoliopsida; Rosales; Rosaceae
Gene: ATS9
Product: non-ATPase subunit 9
Molecular function (GO): protein binding
Source: RefSeq, a predicted model, not a curated record